Messenger RNA from Cygnus atratus (black swan), 1831 nucleotides. It is a transcript of the gene AGK, whose product is annotated as acylglycerol kinase. The transcript is spliced from 15 exons. The record is from RefSeq and is a predicted model, not a curated record. Gene Ontology annotation, cellular component: mitochondrion; TIM22 mitochondrial import inner membrane insertion complex. Lineage: Eukaryota; Metazoa; Chordata; Aves; Anseriformes; Anatidae. Bases 79 to 1353 code for a protein of 424 amino acids. Gene Ontology annotation, biological process: ceramide biosynthetic process; protein insertion into mitochondrial inner membrane. Gene Ontology annotation, molecular function: acylglycerol kinase activity; ceramide kinase activity; ATP-dependent diacylglycerol kinase activity.
CGUUUCCAGCCGAGCCGGGCGGCGGCGGCCGCGGGCUGAGCGUGGCUUCCCGGCGGCCGGGCCCGCUUCCCCGGCGGCAUGGCCGGGGCCAGGAGGGUGCUGGCGACCCUGCGGAGUCACUGGAAGAAAACGGCGCUGGGGGCCGGCCUGCUGGGCUGGGGGGCGAGCUGGCUGCACGGCAGGCACCGCGAUAACCUGCUACGAAGAGCUGCGUGCCAAGAAGCCGAGGUUUUUGGCAACCAGCUGAUUCCUUCCAGUAUGCCACUGAAGAAAGCGACAGUGUUCCUCAACCCAGCAGCUUGCAAAGGUAAAGCCAGGAACCUUUUUGAGAAGAAUGCUGCUCCAAUUUUGCACUUAUCUGGCUUGGAUGUAACUGUGGUUAAGACUGAUUAUGAAGGGCAAGCAAAAAAGCUGCUGGAACUGAUGGAAAACACAGAUUUGAUCAUUAUUGCAGGAGGAGAUGGCACAGUACAAGAGGUCAUAACUGGACUUCUCCGCAGAGCUGAUGAGGCUGCUUUCAGUAAGAUUCCUAUAGGAUUCAUACCACUUGGAAAGACCUGUACUUUGAGCCACACGCUCUACCCUGAGAGCAUGAACCAAGUUCAACAUAUUACUAAUGCUACAUUGGCCAUUUUGAAGGGAGAGACAGUUCCACUUGAUGUCUUGCAGAUCAAGGGAGAAAAGGAACAGCCUGUGUUUGCAGUGACCGGUUUAAGAUGGGGAUCUUACAGAGAUGCAGGAGUGAAAGCUAGCAAGUACUGGUACCUUGGGCCUCUGAAAACUAAAGCAGCUCACUUUUUCAGUACUUUUAAGGAAUGGCCUCAGAAACGUCAAGCUGAUCUCAUGUACCUGGGUCCAACUGAGAGACCUCCAGAAGAGCCAGAGGAGAAACCAUCCAGACCUCCUUUGUAUGUGAGGCUUUACAGACGACUUCGCUUAUACUGGUCACCUCCCCCAAAAGAAAUCCCCCAGGAGGCAGCCCCAGAGGACUGGGAAGAACUGAAAUUAUCCACCAUUGAGCUUUCCAUUGCAACUCAGAACAGACAGCUUGAUCUGACACGCACUGAAGACUUCAUGGAUAUUUGCAUUGAAGCAGAUACUGUCAGCAAGGGACAGUUUGUGAACAGAGGAAGUCAAAAGAUGCGUGAUCCACAUACAUGCCCUGAAGGGAGUCAGUGCAUCCAAGCCAGCAGAUGCAUCUUGCAGCUUCCAGAGGGCACUGAGGGAUCCUUUGGUAUUGAUAACGAGGAAUAUGAAGCUAUGCCUGUGGAGGUGAAGCUAUUACCCCGGAAACUCCGGUUCUUCUGUGAUCCCCGAAUGAGAGAGCAGAUGCUCCGUGCGGCAGUACAGUGAGACUUCAUGUCAAAGGGGCCAGUGUUCACCAGUCUUAUCAGGUUCUCUUCAAGGCACAUCCUCACUAAAUGGAUUAACCCUACCAGAUUAAUGAGCCAAUCGGCAAUUUUAUGCACAAGAAACUUCCACUGAAGGUGGCUAUUUGGCUAGUCUCAAAGGGGCUAAUAAUGCAAAUUAAAAUUCUAAGAAUUGCAUGUUAACUUGAUGGCUUUUUUUUUUUCCUCCCCUGAAGAAGUCAUCAGUGUUCCAUUUACAGCACUGCAGGCUAAGUGCUAUGUGCCAGAUGCUACUGCUUUAAUGCAAUUGUAUAUUAAAGUAAAAUGAAAGCACACUUGUCCUUGUGUUGUAAGAGUUUGUCUACCUAUGUAUAAAUCUCAAGAAGGCUGGGAUCUUGGAAAAAAAUGUUUUGGGGGACUAAAGCAAAGAAUGUAUAUGAAAUGUUGGAAUUGCCAUAUUAAAACAGGUGAUUGGUUGUCUA